Trypanosoma cruzi is the source of this 522-nucleotide messenger RNA. RefSeq lists its product as uncharacterized. The transcript has a single exon. Gene Ontology annotation, biological process: sterol biosynthetic process. Gene Ontology annotation, cellular component: membrane; endoplasmic reticulum. Gene Ontology annotation, molecular function: steroid Delta-isomerase activity; C-8 sterol isomerase activity; cholestenol delta-isomerase activity. NCBI's taxonomy places the organism in Eukaryota, Euglenozoa, Kinetoplastea, Trypanosomatida, Trypanosomatidae. Bases 1 to 522 code for a protein of 173 amino acids. The record is from RefSeq and is a predicted model, not a curated record.
AUGGACGGUCUCGUUGGUGUUUUUAAGGCGAGCACACUCCUUGCAAGAAACUACGCGAAAUUUGACAAGCGUUACGGUGCGGCGUUGGGCAACUUUGAAGGAUCCGCGGUGCAUGUUCUUUCCCUCAUGGAACUCUUCGUGAAGGGGCCGCUUUGCAUUUUGCUAUACAGGGCCUAUCAAACCCACAGCAGACACCGUGAUGCACUGGAAUUUUUUACCUGUGUGACGCAGGCGUACGGCACUUUAGUGUAUAUUGGGGAGGAGAUAAUUAGCGGUAUGCCACACCUUGACGUGGACUAUAACUGGGAGUUUACACCGCACUAUUUGCUGUACUUUUGGUUUGCGAUAGUGUUUGGCUGUCUUUGUUACCUUUUCGUUCCGUGUUGGUGGGGGUGGGAAGCGUACAAACGACUCGUCGCGGCAUCCUCGCACCCUGCAAGGAAAGGAAUGUCCGCAAGGGCCGCCCAUCCUCCUCCUCCUUCCUUUUCCUUUUCUCCAGUGAAACUUACGAAGACGAAGUAA